GUCGUGCAGAGUCCAUGUCCAGCGCCCAUAGCAUGCGCGACGGCGGGGUGCACGACAGGACGAUGGAUGCCAUCAGAACGAAACUACGUGAACAUGGGAUUCCAUCACAGAACACUUCGGCAUCUCCAAGCUUCGGUGUCCAUCACAGCACAGGGAAGCAAUGCGAUGACGUCGACUUGAAUCGUCGGAAGGGCCAGAAUGCGAGGAAGUUUGAUUUCGACAUCAUAAACACGAACCCCACGCCCGUCAACAAUACAUCGCCUUCAGCCAGCUCGAUGAAUUCCACCUUUGGGGACAACCGCUUCAGUCCGCCAACGAGCCCACACAACCAACGCCGGACAAAUGUCCACGCGGACGAUGGACCAAAGAAGAACCGGGAUGAUUCGCUGGACGGCCUGUUCUUGCCGACGCAAAACUUGGCUAUACAAGCCGAAUCGAUUACAUUCGCUCCAAGGAUCCUUAAUCUCGACGAGGAAGAAUUCGUCGACGCAGCCACGUUCAUCAAGCGCACUGAAACGCCUGUCCAUCCGCCAACAACGCCAUCAUCUCCCGUGCAGAAACCUUCCUUUCAUGCUGACGUGGAUGGCGCCGAAUGGCAGCUCGAGGAGUUCUUUGCCCGACGAUCGCGGAAUUUGAAAGCUGUCGAAUUUGGAAGAACCUCCGACACGAACGCGAGUCCGGGCGAUGCACAAGCGGAUGAACUCAAGAAGAUCUCCAUGGAGCUCAAUCAUGCGAUUUCCACGUCCGCCAUACCGCCAUCGUUCCCCGCCACCAAGCAUUCGCUUCGAUGUGACAGGACAGACCAGCAACCUCUCGCGAGUCCACGCGGCACAGACCACCUCCGCCGAGACGAAUCCUUUGCCAAGGAGGAGCGGGGCUCACUGCGCGAUCGAAGCACGGGCAGCUUUCCGUCGUUUCAAGCCGAACAUGCAAUGCAAAGUGGGCCCAUCCACGACGCCCGACCGUUUUCCGCGCCUGAUUUGUCCAUUUCCCACGACAUGAUGUCCAACGGCACUGCUCCACCACCGACCGAGUCGACGAAAUCUCAAACGCCCCACCACGACUCCACCAACAACAACAACCUGGAUGGGCCCACGGUCGAGACUCGUGCUGUGGUGGAUUUUGCGAAAAGAAGGCCAGGACCCAUCCACGUCCAUUUGAACUCGCGCGCGUCGGCCCAAGCGGUGGUGGACGAUGCGAUUCAAUCGGCGCGGUCGAUGCCCGCCCAGGAUCGAGCGGCGAUCAACUGGACUGGCCCUAUCCAUCCGUCUGCGAUGCUGCAUCAUUCGCUGGACGCUGUGGUCGCCGUCCAAGCCAUGAUGGAAGCCACAAACGUCAUGCAGCACUCCGUGUCGGAAGUGCUGCGGCUGCGCGAGUUGGCGCAACAAGCCGUCGAGGCGGCGGUGGUCUCGGAAGCCAUGGCCAUCGCCGACCACUGCCGCCGGACGGACGAGUCGUCGACAGCUGGCGGCAACCCAAAGGCGGCGGCGUGGACGGGGACACACGAUGCGUAUGAUUUUAUCGACACGACGUUGAAAGGCAGUCAAAAUCAGCACCAGCAACGACUGCCAAGAGAACACUGUCCGGACCCGUCGACCAGCUGCAGCAGCCCCACGAGGAGGGGGGGUCGGAAUGAAUUUUCGAGCAGUAGCAGCAGCAGAAUCGGCAUUCGUCAGGAUGGCCAAAGUCGCCGACAACUGCCGCAGGACGGAACGGCGUCGCUGUUUGCAUCAUCAUCCGAGCAUGCAGUCCUCCAAAGCAGCUCCAGUGGCGGGGCGGUGGGGUCGCCUUAUGUCACCCCCACAACUGCAAACCACCACCAACAGAAUACAUCCGAUCCAACCCAACGCCCGUGGAUGGACCUUGCUCCGUCCAACGAUGGCCAUGGGGAUGUGCGUAAACCUAGUACGACCCCACGUGACCGUACUGAUAGCAUCACCCAUCGAGACACUGCCACUUGGCCGAACACUCCAACAGACAACCCUGUGAGGAUCCACGAUGACGUGAGCAAUACAAGUUUACGGCAGCAGAAUUCUUCUCGGGAAAAUCAACAACGAUAUGACGAACCAACGUCGACAUAUGCCCAGUACAGUCGAAAGAACCAACCCAGUUCACACAACCAAGGCACGCUUCAAGGCCAUCCCGGGGCUGCACGUGGCAAACCUCAUUUGGCACCGCCAAGAGCCGACGAUAGACAAGUUGGUCGCGUAUCCAACGACGUGCGUCAACACCAUGCACAACAGCCUGCGUCUGCUGCGACCCCGUCGGAGGCAACGGAGCCUCCUCCUCUUCCCCCCCGUCCGUACCACCAACGCCGCCAAUCAGAUGUCAGGUCCACCGGCGGCGCCAUGCAUGCAGAAGAACUGGGGUACCCCUCAGGUGCUGCUUCCCCCAGCAGCAAUCCAAAGCAGCACCAACCAAACGUCAGCACCACUCAACAGUCGAUUGUCCACCCAACAAACGAUCAGCCAUCGACGAGCGACGUCUUUCAUGUACGACCGAGUGCUGGAUAUCAACGAUCAACGAUGGUCCACGUAGGACCAGAUGAUGUACACCCAAUCGAGUCCUCGCACCCUCAACCGACCCAAGUUGUGCAAGCGGUUUCUGUGCACGAUUGGCGGGGAGAUCUCGGAGACGUUUGUGUUUCGCAACACGAGCGCCAACUACGCACGGAUUUGCGCGUCGAUUGUGCCGCUGAGCCGCGGCUGCAACCAAUUCGUCAUCGCCCCCACCGUGUUGGAGCUGACCCCGCACUCGUCCGACCACUUUGUCAUUCGGUUUGCCGCGACGAAACUUGGGGCUGUGUCGGCAAUAUUUCAAUUCCGGAGCAUGUCAGGGGACCCAAUGGCAACGCCGUACGAGAUCAUUGUGGAUGCGCACGUGAAGAAGCCGUCAGGAGUGCCCCCUCCCAUCGACCACUCCCUCGUCCCUCCGCCCCCACAUCCACGGACGUCUUCCGUCAUCGCGGACGACUCACAUCCAAAGCAGCACGUGUUUGACGUACAGCCGACCCAUGUCCGGCUGAUCCGUCGCCGCCGCACGACAGCGUCGAUUGACAUUUUCAAUUACGUGGCCAAGACGUCGACCUUUAGCGUGUCGUGUCCGUUCAAGCACCUUCGCGUGACCCCAAACCAAGGCGUGAUCCCCCCCAACGGCAAAUGCACGGUCGACAUCUCCCUCACGUCUUUGUCGCAAGUGCAGGCGGUGGCGUGGUGUGGACUGCUUACGGUUGUGGUCAACGGGGCCGUGACUCGAGAGAUUAGUGUCGUGGUGGACGAUAACGACGACAAGAUGGCUGCUACUCUGAUGGCUUCCCGACAGGACGCCCUGCCGUCAUCGUCGUCGUCGAUUCAAGAGAUGGCCAUGAGUUACUUGGCCGAGUCCACCACAUCCACCACCACGACGUCCCGAAGCAAGUCGAGGAAGAAGGGGCUGUUUUUUCAAGCCAAAUCCAUCGAGUUUGGGGCUGUCCGUGUCCAGACUGGCCAGUCGCAGCCUGUCCGCAUCUGCAACGGAGGCAAGGAAUCCAUCACGGUGUUCCUCCAGCGCCUCGAGAGUCCGUUCAGCUGCUCGUACGCGAGCGUGUCCCUUCGCCCUCGGUCCUACGUCGAAGUGCCCGUGACCUUCACGCCCUCCCUCCCUGGUCAGGAAGUGUCUGCGACCAUGGUCGCGUACUCCGCCGCGGACAAAGCGACUGUCGUGCUGCAAGGCCGUGGCGUCAUUGAAUGAAUAACAAUCACCCAAACAACGUCAACCAUUACCCACGUGGUUUGUUU
Messenger RNA from Aphanomyces astaci, 3776 nucleotides. RefSeq lists its product as hypothetical. Gene Ontology annotation, molecular function: protein kinase binding. Gene Ontology annotation, cellular component: cytoplasm; centriole; pericentriolar material. Gene Ontology annotation, biological process: centrosome-templated microtubule nucleation; centriole replication; mitotic spindle assembly. Lineage: Eukaryota; Oomycota; Saprolegniomycetes; Saprolegniales; Verrucalvaceae. The coding region runs from base 15 to 2999 and encodes 994 amino acids. The transcript is spliced from 12 exons. The record is from RefSeq and is a predicted model, not a curated record.